UUAAGCUUAGGGGUUAGGUUUAAGGUUAAGCUUAGGGUUUAGGGGUUAGGUUUAAGGUUAGGUUUAAGGUUAGGGUUAGGUUUAAGGUUAGGUUUAAGGUUAGGCUUAGGGGUUAGGUUUAAGGUUAGGCUUAGGGGUUAGGUUUAAGGUUAGGCUUAGGGGUUGGGGAAAAUAGAAUUUGGAAUGGGAAUUGUUGGGUCCCCAAAAUGUCCUCACAAAUAUAGUAAGACAUAUCUGUGUGUUAGUGUGACUCCUCCCCCUCUGUGUGUCACCAGGUGGAGUGGUCCCCAGGUAAAGCCCUCCUAUGAGGUGAGGUUAAGGUGACCCCUGACCCCGCUCACACAGCGCCCCUCCACCAGGCAGCAGGACUAAGGGAUGUCACGGGGCUUCCUGCUGCUCACGCUGCUCACAGUCUUCUCCAGCAUCCAAGUGUCCUCAGCUAAGCCAUUAAAGGCGUUGAUGCAGAGAUGGGUGAUGUACACGGAGGAGUGUAGCCGCAAUCACAGCAGAGAACCGCCACUCACUGGUGUUGUGUGUAACAGGACCUUUGACAUGUAUGCCUGCUGGCCUGAUGGACUCGCCAACACUACUGUCAGUGUGUCCUGUCCCUGGUACCUGCCCUGGCACCACAAAGUCCAGCAUGGUUCGGUGUACAGGGAGUGUGACGCGGACGGCCAGUGGGUUCCCCAGAAGAACACGAGCGAGUGUGAUGCUAAUGAUCCCGCUCAGCCUCACUAUGGUCAGAUCCUCAAGAAGUUCCGGACCAUGUACACCGUGGGCUACUCUCUGUCUCUGGGGGCUCUGGUGUUAGCGCUCGGAAUCCUGAUCACUUUCAGGAAGCUCCACUGUAUGAGGAACAACAUCCACAUGAACCUGUUUGCAUCCUUCAUCCUGCGUGCUCUGUCCAUCCUGAUAAAGGACGCCAUGCUGGAGGCUCCCAGCGUCAACAUCGGACAGGACCAGGAUGUUACAGACUAUGAGGUGGAGUGGCUCGUCAACAACGAGACAGCGGUGGGGUGUCGUAUCGCCGUGGUGAUGAUGCAGUACAGUAUCAUGGCUAACAGCUAUUGGCUGCUGGUGGAAGGCAUCUACCUCCACAACCUGCUGGUCAUCACCGUGUUCACUGAGAGAAACUACUUCAACAUCUACCUGUGUAUCGGCUGGGGUGCCCCUCUGAUCUUCCUGGUGCCCUGGGUGAUGGUGAAAUACCUGUAUGAAAAUGAGGAGUGCUGGGAGCAGAAUAUCAACAUGCAGUACUGGUGGAUCAUAAGGUCACCUAUACUGCUAGCAGUUGUGGUAAGUACCCUUUUGGUUGUUGUCUUUCAAAGGCCUUCUCCAACUUGAUCUCUAUAUCUCUCUCUCCAUCUACAUCUCUCUCUCUCUCUCUCUCUCUCUCUAUACAUCUCUCUCU
Molecule: messenger RNA, 1411 nt
Organism: Oncorhynchus masou masou (cherry salmon)
Lineage: Eukaryota; Metazoa; Chordata; Actinopteri; Salmoniformes; Salmonidae
Product: glucagon receptor-like
Exons: 9
Coding region: 376-1344 (322 amino acids)
Biological process (GO): adenylate cyclase-activating G protein-coupled receptor signaling pathway; cell surface receptor signaling pathway
Cellular component (GO): plasma membrane
Molecular function (GO): glucagon receptor activity; gastric inhibitory peptide receptor activity; peptide hormone binding
Source: RefSeq, a predicted model, not a curated record